AGCGGAGGGAGGGGAGGAGCGGCGGAGGGGUGCCGGCCGUGGCGGCGGCUCCGUGGGUUGCUCCUCGCGAGAGCGGGCGAGGUUUCCGGUGUUGUGACUGCGGGGCCGUAAACAUGGCGGUGAGUCUCCGCGCCCGGUCGUUGAGGCACCUCCGCAUCCGAGGUCGGAACGACAGCGGCGAGGAGAACGUCUCCCUCGAUCUCAGCCGAGAACCUUCUGAUAAUAUGAGAGAAAUUCUCCAAAAUGUAGCCAAAUUGCAAGGCGUUUCAAAUAUGAGAAAACUAGGUCACUUGAAUAAUUUUACUAAGCUGCUUUGUAAUAUUGGCCAUGCUGAAGAAAAGCUAGGUUUUACGUAUGACAGCAUCAUAAUAUGCCUGAGGUUAGCUUUACUGAAUGAAGCAAAAGAGGUGCGAGCAGCAGGAUUGCGAGCUCUCCGCUACCUAAUUCGAGACUCCAGUAUUCUGCAAAAGGUCCUGAAGUUGAAAGUGGAUUACUUGAUAGCCAGGUGCAUUGACAUACAGCAGAGUAAUGAAGUUGAAAGAACACAAGCACUUCGAUUAGUCAGAAAGAUGAUCACUGUGAAUGCAUCAUUGUUCCCCAGUUCUAUUACUAAUUCUUUGAUAGCAGUUGGAAAUGAUGGUCUUCAAGAAAGAGACAGAAUGGUUCGAGCAUGUAUAGCCAUUAUCUGUGAACUAGCACUUCAGAAUCCAGAGGUGGUGGCUCUUCGGGGUGGUUUAAGUACCAUCUUGAAAAAUGUGAUUGAUUGUCAGCUGAGCAGAAUAAAUGAGGCUCUCAUAACUACAGUUUUGCACCUCAUUAAUCAUCCAAAGACCCGACAGUAUGUGCGAGCAGAUGUAGAAUUAGAGCGAAUUUUAGCUCCUUACACGGAUUUUCACUACAGGCAUAAUCCAGAUACAGCAGAAGGACAAGUCAAGGAGGACAGAGAAGCACGUUUCCUAGCUAGUAAAAUGGGAAUAGUGGCAGCAUUUCGAUCAUGGGCAGGUAUUAUCAGUCUGUGCAAACCUGGAAAUUCGGGGAUUCAGUCUCUUAUUGGGGUACUCUGUAUACCAAAUAUGGAAAUACGGCGAGGUCUGCUUGAAGUUCUCUAUGAUAUAUUUCGCCUUCCUCUCCCUGUUAAUGCAGAAGAAUUUAUUGAGGCACUUCUCAGUGUAGAUCCAAGCAGGUUUCAGGACUGUUGGAGGCUUUCUGAUGGCUUUGUAGCUGCUGAAGCUAAAACUGUAUUACCCCAUCGAGCCAGGUCAAGGCCUGAUCUCAUGGAUAAUUAUUUGGCUUUAGUGCUUUCAGCUUUUAUUACCAAUGGACUUCUAGAGGGUCUGGUUGAAGUGAUCACAAGUAGUGAUGACCAUGUGUCUGUUAGAGCAACUAUCCUUUUAGGAGAGCUUUUGCACAUGGCAAACACAAUUCUUCCUCAUUCUCACAGCCAUCACCUGCACUGCUUACCAACACUAAUGAACAUGGCAGCAUCUUUUGACAUCAUGAAAGAGAAAAGACUACGAGCAAGUGCUGCACUCAACUGCUUGAAACGUUUUCAUGAGAUGAAGAAAAGAGGACCUAAACCUUACAGCCUCCAUUUAGAUCACAUUAUUCAGAAAGCCAUCUCAACACACCAAAAACGGGAUCAGUACCGUGUGCAGAAAGACAUCUUUAUUCUAAAGGAUACAGAAGAAGCGCUUGUAAUGAAUCUUCGAGACAGCCAAGUUCUCAAUCAUAAAGAGAAUCUUGACUGGAAUUGGAAUUUAAUAGGGACCAUACUGAAGUGGCCAAAUGUAAAUCUAAGGAACUAUAAAGAUGAACAAUUACACAGGUUUGUAAGGAGAUUGCUAUAUUUUUACAAGCCUAGCAGUAAAUUGUAUGCCAACCUGGAUCUGGAGUAUGCCAAGGCUAAACAGCUGACUGUGGUGGGUUGUCAGUUUACUGAGUUUCUUCUUGAAUCAGAAGAGGAUGGACAAGGUUACCUGGAGGACUUGGUUAAAGAUAUUGUACAUUGGCUUAACUCUUCAUCUGGAAUGAAACCUGAGCGUAGUCUUCAGAAUAAUGGGUUACUGAAUACCCUUAGCCAGCACUACUUCUUAUUUUUUGGUACUCUUUCUUGUCAUCCUCAUGGAGUGAAAAUGCUUGAAAAAUGCAAUGUAUUUCAGUGGUGAGUGUUUUAUUCUGUUUAAACUGUGCUUAUGGGUAUAAUGAAAAUUAUAACCUGCAUGAGCACCAUCAUCUGUAAAGCUGAAAAAUAAAGAUCCCCAGUGGGG
Messenger RNA from Neopsephotus bourkii (Bourke's parrot), 2267 nucleotides. It is a transcript of the gene RICTOR, whose product is annotated as RPTOR independent companion of MTOR complex 2. Gene Ontology annotation, biological process: TORC2 signaling; positive regulation of phosphatidylinositol 3-kinase/protein kinase B signal transduction. NCBI's taxonomy places the organism in Eukaryota, Metazoa, Chordata, Aves, Psittaciformes, Psittacidae. The transcript is spliced from 21 exons. Gene Ontology annotation, molecular function: protein serine/threonine kinase activator activity. The record is from RefSeq and is a predicted model, not a curated record. Bases 114 to 2165 code for a protein of 683 amino acids. Gene Ontology annotation, cellular component: TORC2 complex.